Molecule: messenger RNA, 2526 nt
Organism: Brachypodium distachyon (stiff brome)
Lineage: Eukaryota; Viridiplantae; Streptophyta; Magnoliopsida; Poales; Poaceae
Exons: 4
Coding region: 765-2312 (515 amino acids)
Source: RefSeq, a predicted model, not a curated record
GUUUCACCGGGCCUUCGUCUUCCUCCGUCCAAUCCAUCCAUCCAGAAACGCGCUCACUUUUCCCGUUUGUCUCGCACCUUCCUCCCCACCCUCCAAACUCCCCGUCCAAACAAAAAUCGAAAAAACUAGGGGAAUUCCAAGCCGCCGACUGCCGAGCGCCGCCGACCUCCCCCCUGGCCGCAGCGUUGGGAUCGUAUGGCCUCGUCGCCCUCGGCGCCAUCGUCCGUCUGCUUCCUCCUCCGCUCCUCUUCCUCCUUGCCGAGCACCAUCCGCAACCGACACCAACCUCCUCCUUCUCCGCCGCCGCAGCAGCAACAGCAACUCCAGCAGCCUCGACCCGUCGUCCUCUGCUAGGUCUCUCGCCAUCCCUCCCCUGCGCCAAUUCGGUGGGCGUGCAGUCUAGGGUUUGCUGCCUUCCGUGUUCGAUUUGAUGUCUAGGGUUGACGCAACCUGCGAGUUCGCGCUGCUGGACAGGUUCCUCGUGCUUGCUUCCUUUCCCAUGGCUGGAAACAUACGAAUACGACCGUCUGUGCUAGGUUUUAUUUGUGUUGUAUUUACGGUCGCUAUUUGUUAAACUUGCAAUCGCACUUGGGAGGAAGAGGAAACAGAGAUCUCAAUCGGGGGUGAGUUUUGGUGGUGAUUCUACAGAAAUUGCAAAGAGGGAGGAGUUUGUCUUGGUCUUGAGGUUAAUUUGGGGGAUUUGUAAGCCAGAGGAACGGAGAAGAAGGGAGUCGGUGCUGUUGGUAACUCCAGGGAAUUUGACCAUGGUGGGGAAGGAAUUGGUGCUGCAACGGAAUGGUCAUGUGGAUGUCCGUGAGAUUGCUGCGAAGGCCACGCUUAGGGAGGUGCGGCAGAAUGGGCACACCUACGUGGAGCUCCGUCGUGUUGGCAAGCGUGUCAUCUUCUUCUGCACCAUCUGCCUCACCGAAUGCUUCAGUGACAAUGUGCUGUUCGACCAUCUUAAGGGGAAUCUGCACUCACGCCGGUAUGCUGAGGCCAAGGUCACACUGUUUGGGCCCAUGCCAUGGCCGUUCAAUGAUGGUGUACUCUUCUUCAACAAUUCACGAGAGAAUAGCCCUCUCUUGCUGGACUCAAGCUCUCAUAACACCAGAGAGCUGGCUCUGGUUUCCCAUUCUGAGUUUGCCAGGAAUGACACCGAGGUUACCUCAAGGUUGAGAGAUGGUUCAAGCUCCCAUAAUGGUGCGGAAGGCACACUAGUUUGUGCAAAUCAACAUGCCAAUGGUAGAACUGCUGCUGUAUCUGAAUAUCUUGCAUUGUCAAACCACAAUGGAGUCGAUCGUCCUCUUGUUAUUCCUGGUGUAUUGAUAAAGGAUGCUGUUCUGAACUUGCCUGUGCAUUUCCUGGGUUACGGAAACAUUGCAUACAGGAUAUCUGAAGCUACCGAAAGUUGUAAGAAGGUUAGCAAGAUGUGGUGUGCUUGGGUAGGACAAGAAGCCUCCCAUGACUCUGAGGGGUGUAACAUCUAUGAACAAUCUGGUUUUGCCAUAGUCAACUUCUCUUAUGCAUAUGAGUUGGGCAGGAAGUGGCCUUCUGAUGCUCAGGACCUUCCCAUCUCUGCUGGAUCUUUCUUUGUAAUAGAUGACGCAGGACAUCGUGGAAAGAGAAGGAAGAAGUCAUUUUCUGAUCAAGAGGCAUCUUCAGAAGAGUCGAAUGGUCAGACUGAAGGCAUCAGUCAAGCUAUUGUGACCGGUUCCCCAACAGGUACCUCACGCAAUCUUCAAGGCAGAUCCUUAUCCAGCAAGUCUAUGAGGAGAGAGCUGAGAAAGCAGAAGAGACUUGCUGCCGAGAAAGUUUGUGAUAUUUGUGGGCGGUCAAUGCUUCCUGGAAAGGAUGUAGCUACCUUGCUGAACUGCAGUACAGGAAACCUAGCUUGCAGCAGUAGAAACUUGAGUGGGGCUUUUCAUCUAUUCCACACUUCAUGCCUAUUGCACUGGACUAUUUUGUGCCAAUAUGAGGUGCUAGCUGACCAAAUUCUAAAGAAGGGGAAGAGCAAGCGAGGAAGGAAGGCAAAAACAGCACCAAAGAGCAGAAUAACAUCCAUCUUUUGCCCAGAAUGCCAGGGUACAGGUAUCCACGUCAAGGGAGAUGAACUCGAAAAGCCGACUAUUUCCUUGUCCGAGAUGUUUCGCUACAAGCUUAAAGCCAUUGAAGCACACAAGGCAUGGAUGAAGAGCCCUGAGGUGCUCGAGAACUGUUCAACUGGACUUCAUUUCCCUUCAGAACAUCUGGAGAACUCUGAGGAGCAGGUGAUGCCACUAAAGUCGCUUCCGUUCUAUGCAGCCGAAGGAUAAAGGCAUGGUACUCACGUUGCCUCGCAACUGCAGGAAAUUAGAGGGAUUCUCCCGGAGCCGUUGUAAAUUUACUAGAACAGCUGUAAAAAAGGCUGACACGUAUUUUACUUGUUCAAAACUGUGUUAAGACUGGAUUGUAGUAACCAGAAUGUGCUGCUAACGCUGUUGAUUUUAUUGUCGAACCACAUUUUCAGCGACCUCAGUUUCAUCUUUU